This is a messenger RNA of Echinostoma caproni, 489 nucleotides long. NCBI's taxonomy places the organism in Eukaryota, Metazoa, Platyhelminthes, Trematoda, Plagiorchiida, Echinostomatidae. The record is from the annotation of a GenBank genome assembly.
AUGCAGGUCGCUUCGUGGCUGGAAAAGUGUCUCUGUACACCUGAAGAACGACGUAAAGUUUGGAGGAAGUUGCAUGAGACAUUUUCCGGACUUGGAGAAAGUCGUCGUGCGACGGAAGCUCUGGUAUAUUUACUGUCCACUUACAACGACGAUGAUGCAGCAGAAGCUCGACAAGAUUUUUUUAAAAUUUUUCUGUCAGGAAAUUUGACUACUUUCAAGGCUUUUAUGAAAAAGCACCCAGAUUUCCUUAAACAAAAUGGUUUGGAUGAGGACGCAUGUCGACACAAGCUUCGACUGCUUACGCUUAUGCAGAUAUCAGAGAACCAGGCAGAUAUUAGUUACGAUGCAGCUGUCAAGGAAUUGGAACUCCCAGUUGAGAACCUGGAAUCGUUUAUCAUCGAAGCCGUUUCUUUUUGGGACACACAUAACACGUGCCACAACAGACGGAGUUUAUGGAGGUCGACCACUUGCUCCAGUGGGCGCCCGUAA